This is a messenger RNA of Xenopus tropicalis (tropical clawed frog), 2602 nucleotides long. RefSeq names its product cell division cycle associated 7 (gene cdca7). The record is from RefSeq and is marked provisional. Gene Ontology annotation, cellular component: nucleus; cytoplasm. Gene Ontology annotation, biological process: regulation of DNA-templated transcription. NCBI's taxonomy places the organism in Eukaryota, Metazoa, Chordata, Amphibia, Anura, Pipidae.
GGACUGAGCCGGAGAGACGCACAGUAAUCAUGGACCCUUUUAAGAUGCAGACCAGAAUGUCAACUAGACGUGUUUCUGUACGUUGCGUUCGGAUGGAUAAUUCUGUCCAUGAUCUAUACGCCUCUAAAGGAACAGUAGUACUGCAGAAAGAUGGCGGCAAAAAUGGUUUUGGAAACCUCCGGAACGUUAAAAUAAUUCCCAUGGAGACCUCUUCCUCCUCUGAUGACAGUUGCGACAGUUUUGGCUCUGACAAUUUUGCCAACACAACAAACAGGUUGAAAAAAGGAAUCAGUGGGGAACUGGCUAAAAUAUUUUCUGAGAAUUCAGAUACCGAAUCAUUCUGCGGGUUUCCAGAGAGUGUUGAGGAAGGCAUGAAAAUUGAAUCGGACUCUGAAGAAAGUGCAGCAGAAAAGAAAAAGCGUGGUCGUCCCAAAAGGAACUUGCCACUUCGUGUAGCUCUGAAGUUUCCCCCCAAACCAAGCGUCAAGGGAAAUCCACCAAAGAAACAAAUUAAGGACAAGAAAACUGUCAAUGCAGAAGAUUCUGACGAUGAGAAUGGCCCUAAUUUCCUGGAGAAGCGAGCCUUAAACAUUAAAGAGAACAAAGCAAUGCUUGCAAAGCUAAUGGCCGAACUGAACAACAUCCCUGGACUUUUCCCAAGCAAAAAUCAACUUUCUCCUUCUACACCAAUAGUGAAGCGUGCUUCCAGGAUUCCAAAGACUGCAACCUGCCCUAGAAGGAAUCCAGAAAGAAGCAGCCGACAUCAUACUAGGUCUCGAUCGCUAAUCGAUGGCCCUCCCACCCAAUCUUUGGAAGAUGAGGAGGAAGAUCCCUAUUAUUUAGUCCGGAAACGAAAGAUGGAUAUGGACCUUGAGGAUGAAGAAUACAUACCUAGGAGGAGGUUCUCAAGUGUGCAUACACUGCCUCAUGUCAUACGACCGGUUGAAGAGAUCACACAGGCAGAAUUGAAAGCCAUAUGUGUCAAUGUUCGGGAGAAAGUGUACAACAGGGCAACUGGAUCGACAUGUCAUCAGUGCCGUCAAAAGACAACAGACACAAAAACAAACUGCCGCAAUCCUGAGUGCAUGGGCGUUAGAGGCCAGUUCUGUGGUCCAUGCUUACGGAACCGCUAUGGGGAGGAAGUGAAGACUGCAUUACUAGAUCCAGAUUGGCAUUGCCCUCCAUGCCGAGGAAUCUGUAACUGUAGUUUCUGCAGACAGCGAAAUGGUCGAUGUGCCACUGGUGUUCUGGUUUAUUUGGCGAAGUACCAUGGUUAUGAUAAUGUUCAUGCAUACCUCAAAAGCUUGAAACGGGAUCUUGAAAUGGAAGACUGACCACUGACCGUUGGCACAAGAUUUUACCUGCAUUGUGGAUUUUAUGUAGACUUGUUUUUGGCAGUGGGUGUUUUAACGAAAUGAGACAGCUUGUCGUAAAUUUAGCUCUUGAAUAAGGGGAAUACUGCUUUGCUUGACUUAACAAAAGCCGCCUAACAACAAGGCAUAUUAUGAGAAAAAGGAAUCUACAAAUAAUUGUAUGACACAGCAAAUCUGUGUGUUGUAUGUUUUCUUAUAUUUGUUUGGACAUUUUAUAGUCCUUUAGCCACUAGCAGUGUUUUCCCUAGCAGGUAAAUGUUGGCAUAUUAUAGUGAAGGUUCCCUAUAUACAGCAUUGCUGUAGAUCUUCAGAAAUGUAUGACUUGAGUCAUGUACGGCUCUCAAAUUUUUUAAAUUACCUUUUGUAGUUACCUUUUUAAGUCCUGACCAGGCUAGUGUGCACCUUCCUAUGGAAGUAAUAUUGGCUUGGUAUGUCAACAGAAUGGCAUAUGAUGCAUGGUCAAAAAAAGGGGGUUAAUUCUACUUAUUUUGGUUCAUUUUACUGCUUCUAGUUCAAAGUGCUUUAAAAAGGCUUUUUUAAACACCAGUUGACACACUUUCUGCCACCCUCAUAUAAAAAUAAGUUUUAAACAUUUUCUAAUGUUACAAUUUACGCUCUUGUUUCCAUAUCUCUAGAUCUUGCUGAAAAAUUAGAAAUACCUAUGCCUUCUCGCUUUUGAUAUGGGCUGUAGUGAAGUGCACCUUACAUAAUUUGGCAUUGAGGAAAAAAAACCUUUUGUAUAGUUUUAUUCCUCUGCUUGUAUAGUUUUAUUCCUACUGCUAUAACUGUAAAUAUUUGCUUUUUAUGUAACUUGGCAAACCAGGGACUGGUGAACAGAGAUUAUAAUAAUUAGUGGCCUUUGAUGGUUCAAGUUGUGCACUUACGUGCAACUUACGUUUUUACGGUUUUACGUUUAAUUGUGUACCAAUGUUACAUUAGUACUAGUAAAACUAAUCUUGUUCAAUACUGCAGGGCAUACUGUUGCUAAAGUUUAAUUUCUGUACAAAAUGCCGCUUGCAUGUACAUGGUUUUAGGCAAAUUACUCUGGGGUGUUUUGCAAAUUAGAUUCGAUUCUACUUUUUUUUUAAAAAAAAAGUCAAUUGAACAAUGGAAGAAAACAAACUUUCAGUUCCCUUUAGUGUAUACUUGUUUUUUUCAUAUUAUACACACAACUUUAAUAGCUGAUCAUGUAAAGAGCUUAUUUUAAUAAAAAUUUUAUGUUCUCUAAA